AAAGCGAUUGGUCCCUGCUCCUACUUUAAGAGCCUAUCUUGUUUGUCCUAAAUCCACAUUAAAAUUGUACUCAUUACUUAAUUAAUUAGGAGGCCUAGCCCGGUGGAGACGGGAUCUCGAGUCUCUACUACUGCUGUCACCGGUGUCUAGGAUCCAUGGCGCUCAUGGGAAGUGGGGUGGUUGCAGUUGCACCAGCUUCCUGCUUUUGGCCCUGUACAGAUAUCUGCGGUCACCACAAAAUGUCCUCCAAUUACCCAAGAACAAGAAUAUGUAGCAGAAGAAGAUUAUUACCGCGAUACUCCAACGGUUCUGAAGCGGGUGCUUCAUCGCUGAGUUGCAGGCAACCGAUUGUCUCAGCUGAACCACCAGGACAAAGUUCGGUACUCCUCCCCCCCGACAGCGACAUCGACAUCGACAGCAACAGCAACAGCAGCAGGCGGCAGCCCCAUCUCUCUACUACUACUACUACUACUACUACCAAACAAGAAGCAGCAGCGGCAGCAGGAGGGGUUGUGAUGAGUCCUGGUUUAAUAGACUACUUUCAAGUAUCGGAGGAUUUGGUCCUCCGAUCCGAGGCUGACGGUGGGCCUCCGCGCUGGUUUUGUCUCUUGGACUGCCCCUGCUCCUCCUCUCACUCUGCCUCUUCUUCCAAAAACCACAAUCCUCUCUUGCUUUACUUACCAGGGGUGGACGGUGUUGGAUCCGGACUUCUGUUGCAAUGCAAAAAACUAGGCGAGAUUUUUAACGUAUGGUGCUUGCACAUCCCCCUCUCGGAUCGUUCAUCCUUUUCAGUUUUGUCACCGCUAUGUACCGUUGCAUUUCUAGACCUGGUGAAGCUGGUUGAGGAAACAGUCAGGUCAGAGAACUCCCGCAGACCCCACACACCUGUAUAUCUUGUUGGAGAAUCUUUUGGGGGAUGCCUUGCCCUGGCCAUUGCUUCCCGAAAUCCCGACAUUGAUCUCGUCUUAGUUUUGGCCAACCCAGCUACGUGUUUCAGUAAAUCCCAGCUGCUCCCUCUGCUACCUUUCUCACAUCUCAUGCCCAAGGAGAUGAAUCCGAGCUUGCUUUAUAUGCUAUGUCUAGCAUCAGGUAUCCCUUCAAGGAUGGCCAUGGAUGCUCUGCAGAAAAGCCUCCCCCUUGAACAAACAGUUGGAGAGUUGUCUCAGGCUGCCAGAGCGGUAUCAUCCUAUAUUUCUGUUCUGGCUGAUCUUUUAGGUGUAGAAACCCUCAAUUGGAAACUGAAGAUGCUCAAAUCAGCUGAAGCAUUUUCAAAUUCACGUCUUCAUGCUAUCAAAGCUCGGACUCUAAUCCUUUCCAGUGGAAGAGAUUCAAUGUUACCAAGUGAAGAAGAAGGAGAAAGGCUUCGUCGCUUGUUGCCAGAUUGUCAAAUCCGAACAUUUAGCGACAGAGGUCAUGUUCCUUUCUUGGAAGAUGGUUUCGAUCUGGUGACAAUCAUUAAGUGUGCAAGCUUUUAUCAACGUGGAAGAUGCGUUGAUUAUGUUUUGGAUUACUUGCCGCCCAAACCUCCUGAAUUCGAACAAAUAUAUGAACCACACAGAUGGACCGAGGUGGCAUGCAAUCCGGUGAUGCUUUCGACAUUGGAGAAUGGAAAGAUUGUUCAGGGCCUUAAAGGGAUUCCUUGUCAGGGACCAGUUUUAUAUGUUGGUUAUCACAUGAUGCUAGGUUUUGAGUUGAUCCCUCUAGUGGCACGCUUUUGGAUGGAAAGAAACAUUGUUUUGAGAGGCAUUGCACAUCCAAUGGCAUUUAAAAGGUUGAAAGAUGGAAAACUACCUGAUUUGUCAACAUACGAUGCAUUUCGAUUUAUGGGUGCAGUUCCAGCAUCAGCAACUACUUUUUAUAAGCUUUUUUCUACAAAAUCCCAUGUCCUAUUGUAUCCAGGGGGCAUGAGGGAGGCUCUUCAUCGAAAGGGUGAGGAGCACAAAUUAAUUUGGCCCGAACAGUCUGAGUUUGUCAGAAUGGCAGCUAGAUUUGGUGCAAAAAUAAUUCCUUUCGGAGCAGUUGGAGAAGAUGAUUUUGGCCAACUGCUUUUUGAUUACGACGACCUCAUGAAGAUCCCAUAUUUUGAGGCAUUUACACGGGAGCUAACUGAUGAAGCAGUGAAUUUAAGGAGUGAACGUGAAGGAGAGAUUGCUAACCAAGAUAUACAUCUCCCUGUCAUUCUACCCAAGGUUCCUGGGAGGUUAUAUUUCCUCUUUGGGAAGCCAAUUGAAACAGAAGGCAGGAAGCAGGAUUUGAAAAGAAGAGACGAAGCCCAGCAAGUAUAUAUUCAGGUAAAAUCUGAGGUCGAGAGUUGCAUUGCAUACUUGAAGGAGAAAAGAGAGAACGAUCCGUAUCGGAAUGUAUUGGCUCGAUUGACUUAUCAGGCUGUGAAUGGCUUCGAUGCUGAGGUUCCUACUUUUGAGCUUUGAUGAAAAGUUUUUGGGGCAAAGUCCAAGCCAAGCGACUAGGGCAAAAGGGAAUAUUCCGCAGUCAAUUUAUUAUGGUAAUAUCAGGCACAGUUACUACAUGUACCGUAGACCUAUCAAUCCAAUCAUCCAUCUGAGUCGGCUUUUAAUUAGUUUAUAAGGUUCGGCUCAGCUCAUGUAUGUAGUUAGUUAGUAACACUUUUAGACUUUGAAUUAUGAGUUUCGAAUUGAGAAAUGUGAAACUCACACUCGAACUCCCAAAACAUUACGACUUUGAGUCUGAUUCGGAUUUAGUCCAAACU
Molecule: messenger RNA, 2728 nt
Organism: Coffea eugenioides
Lineage: Eukaryota; Viridiplantae; Streptophyta; Magnoliopsida; Gentianales; Rubiaceae
Product: acyltransferase-like protein At3g26840, chloroplastic
Exons: 14
Coding region: 156-2429 (757 amino acids)
Cellular component (GO): membrane
Source: RefSeq, a predicted model, not a curated record